CACCUAAUAAUAUCAAGUGCGGCUACUCCAACAAGCGUUACAAAAAUAAAUAUACGCCAAGAUUACUGCUCUCGGCAAAAAAGCGAUAAUUGCUUGAAGAGUGAGUACUUUGGCAGCUAGUGUUUACUGUUUAGUAACUUUCGCCGCCUCGUUCGCGAGGUAGCAUUCUUCAGACAGGCUGAUAAAAACCAAAACAAACGACAAGUGGGGUGAAGUGAAGGAAGAUUCCGAAUCAGCAGUCGUCUGUUGAGACCGCCAAAGUUUAGUCGCGCGCCGGCGCCAGCAUCGACCGCGUGAAUCAGCGUAUAGUCCGCGUAGAAUUACAUUUCUUCGAUAUUUGGACAUGUCCCGUUUUGCCACAGGGGCUUCCUUCCUGUGAAUCAUGACUUGAAUAUGGAGGUGCAACAUUUCAGUCUGCCGUAGCACAUGGAACGGAAAACGCGGCUUGUAAAUAAACAAUAUUAAAUCUCAUUAUGAUUCUAUAGAAUUUGCCGCUCGUUUUUAAUUUGUGUAAAGUUUACUUUAAUAAUAGAUUUCAGCGGAAUUUUAAGUGGAGUUUUAUUCAUGAAAAUGGAUUUGACACUGUUUAUGUUGGCGUUUACAAUGUUGUGGAAAUCGUCUCAAUGCGUGCGGUGCUACAAAUGUUCCCCGGAGAAGGAAUUCCACACGAGCACAACCCGGCUGUGCACCCACUUCGACGCCAGCGACGCCUACAUUGUAGAGUGCAACUCAUCCACCAUGUGCUUCAAGAAAAUCACUACCCUCCAACUGGGGAACGGACUUACAGAUGUCACCAGAAGCGUGGAACGCGGUUGCGCCGCGCAAACCUGGGACGGUGACCAGAGGAAGGUAAAUGGAAAAUGGCGGAAAGUGAACGAGAUAUACGAACCUUACGAGGAGUCGUGCAAGGACCACUCGGGGGAUGAGCGCCCUACUAAAUCUACUGAAUGCUACUGCAGGGGAGACUUGUGCAACAGUGCUUCGAGUCUGAGAAUAUGUUUAGCUUUAUUUAUACCAAUAUUAUUUCUUUUUUUAUUGAGCUAAUGAUAAAAAUAAAUACUGACGAAGUUUUGAAUACACUUUAGGGAAAAUUAUAAACCCUUUUUACCUUUUAAAUGUCUAGGGACAAAGCGCGCAAAUUACUUCAGCAUGUAUUUUUGGAGGAUUUUAACCCCUUAUACAGCAGUGGGAAUAUAGUAUUAUUUCGAACUUUAUUCCUUGGUCCUAAAACGAUGAAUAUUUUGGACUUGUUAUGCCCGUUAAAAGGUUAGUAUCAUUUACUUGCAUAUUAAAAUAAUGCUAAUAAGGAUAAUAAAUACAAAUUCCAUGUAGCGGAUUCUUUUGUUAUUGACUAGCUUUCCGCCCGCGGCUUCGCCCGCGUGGAAUUUUGUCUGUCACAGAAAAACUUUAU
Ostrinia furnacalis (Asian corn borer) is the source of this 1411-nucleotide messenger RNA. RefSeq lists its product as uncharacterized. The record is from RefSeq and is a predicted model, not a curated record. Lineage: Eukaryota; Metazoa; Arthropoda; Insecta; Lepidoptera; Crambidae. The transcript is spliced from 3 exons. Bases 565 to 1044 code for a protein of 159 amino acids. Gene Ontology annotation, biological process: positive regulation of voltage-gated potassium channel activity; sleep; regulation of synaptic transmission, cholinergic.